AUGGAUGAAGCGACACGCAACAAGCUGCUUAAGAGCUACAAGACUCAGGUAGCCUCGGCGUCAUCCACUGUCUUCGCUACGCUCGCAGUGACUCCCCUGGAAAACGUCAAAACCCGUAUGCAGACGCACAACUUUCAAAAUGUAGCCCAGUGUAUUCGCUACUUGUGGCGUACUGAAGGCCCGCGUGGUUACGUGGCUGGCGCUCUGCCACCUCUUGCAAGCGUUACGGCGGUUAGGGUGAUGAAUUUUACCACCUAUGCCUUUGCCAAAAAUAAGGUCUCCGACUUUAUCCAGAGAAUGACCGGGGAGUCGCCUUUGGAAAUUUACGACCAGGAAGGCAGCAGCCCCACUGUUUCUACUGUGGUCACCUUUACCGCUGCUGGUCUUUUUGCAGGACUCGUCAGUUCGCCGGUUGCUUGUCCCUUUGAGCUUGCGAAGAACGUAGUUCAGACCUCGGUCUUGAUGUCCCACCGUUCCCAGGCCUCUAACAAUGCGCCCAAUGACCCUUCACUGCGUAACAUGCCACGUCUUAGCACUACCGAAGCGUUCCGACAGAUCUACAAGAGAUAUGGUUUCCGCGGACUGUACACCGGAUUCCAUCUUCAUGCCCUGCGCGACACCGUCGGUACCGGCCUGUAUUUUGGCGUGUACGAGACUGUCAAGCAGAUUGCGGAAAGAGAAAUGGGCAAGGGAACAGGAGCGCCCGCGAUUGCCGGUGCAAUCUGCAGCACCAUGCCCUGGUUUUGUACCUACCCGCUUGACACCCGCAAGACUCGCGCCCAGAGUGUGCUGCUUGGCAAGUCCAAGGAAGUCGGAGAGGCGGCCUCGGCUAUGGCGAAGUCUAGUAUCUACAAGGGUUUGUCGAUCAUUUUGAUCCGUACCGCCAUCAACAACAUGAUUCUCCUGAGCAUCUACGAAUACAUGAACAGAAGAAUUGAUAAUCUCGAUGAUUAA
Molecule: messenger RNA, 954 nt
Organism: Aspergillus tubingensis
Lineage: Eukaryota; Fungi; Ascomycota; Eurotiomycetes; Eurotiales; Aspergillaceae
Product: putative mitochondrial carrier protein
Exons: 6
Coding region: 1-954 (317 amino acids)
Biological process (GO): transmembrane transport
Molecular function (GO): transmembrane transporter activity
Source: RefSeq, a predicted model, not a curated record